AUGCAGGACGGCCGAUUAAGCGAUUAUCAUGGACGUUACACUGAUUCUACCGUAAUGCGUAUGCCGGAACUUAUCAAACAUCAAGAAGGAACGAUUUAUCUCGGCUUGAGAUUGUUUAAUAUGCCAGCUGGUUCUCAAGGUCAUCCAAUUCGCAUUUUUAAUCGCAUAGUCAAAAUCAAAAAAUUAUAUGGUGAUAAAUGUAAUGAAAGUAAUCGAAGCUGGAAGAAAGACAAAAAUGGAGAUGAUAACUGA
This is a messenger RNA of Dracunculus medinensis (Guinea worm), 252 nucleotides long. The record is from the annotation of a GenBank genome assembly. Lineage: Eukaryota; Metazoa; Nematoda; Chromadorea; Rhabditida; Dracunculidae.